AUUUGUUCCCUUCGAAGCAAUGUUUUACAUUUCCAAACGCUUCUCCUCUAAAUAAGUACUAAGUACCAUGAGUACCGCCAACAUAAUCACUCCGUAUAAUCAUGCGUUUUUCUCACUCACUAUCUCUUUCAAUCUUUUGUCUCCUAGUCACUAUAUGGACCGUCCGUUCCGUGCCACCACAACCACCGGUACGAUGCGACCAAACCGGCUGCACCGUCUCGAGCGCCUACGGCACGUGGCCUGACCGGAAAACCUGCAAGGCGGCUAACAUCACAUACCCGACGACGGAGGAGGAGCUUUGUAAAGCCGUGGCUUAUGCAUCUGAGCACAAUCUCAAGGUCAAAACCGUUACCAAGUUCUCUCACACCAUACCGAAACUCGCUUGCCCUUCCGGUUCAGACGCAAGGCUAAUCAGCACGUCAAAAUACAACUCGGUCAUCGAAAUCGAACCGGACCGGUUAACGGUUACGGCUGACUCGGGAGUUUCGUUGAGAGAGCUGAUCGAUAAAGUGGAAGCAGCUGGGUUUAGCAUUGGAACGUCACCGUAUUGGGAAGGAGUGAGUAUUGGUGGGCUUAUUAGUACUGGAUCCCACGGAAGCUCGUGGUCGGGACGAGGCGGUUCGGUUCACGAUCAUGUUGUCGGGAUCAGCCUUGUGGUUCCAGCGAAUUCAUCUGAACGUUACGCUAAAGUUAUUAGACUUGAAGAAGGAAGAGACGAUAAGCUUCUUAACGCCGUUAAAGUGUCAUUGGGUGUUUUAGGAGUAAUCUCAAAGGUGAAGCUUUCGAUAGAGAAAGCAUUCAAGAGAAGUAUCACGUAUAACUUCACAUCUGACGUAGCUCUUGAAGACAUUUUCAUGGAUCAUGGCAAGAAAUUCGAGUUCGGAGACAUAACUUGGUAUCCUUCUAGAAAAACCGCGGUUUACCGUUACGAUGUACGUUCACCGGUCAACGUCUCCGGCAACGGAGUCAACGAUUUCAUUGGUUUUCAGUCCAACCCUAUCUUGAUCUCUAAAGGGGUUCGAGCAUUAGAGAAGUCACUUGAAGCUAGUAAAAGCGAGAGUGGGAAGUGUAUGACGGCUGAUACUACGUUGGCUUACAAGAAAUUAACUGGGAACGGUUUAAAGAACAAUGGUUUACUCUUUACCGGGUAUCCGGUUAUCGGUAACCAAGGAAAGAUUCAGACAUCAGGGUCUUGUCUUUACUCAUCCUCCCUUAGAAUUGAUGUCUCAUGCUCUUGGGAUCCGAGAUACAAUGGUCUGUUCUUCUACGAGACAACUGCUAUAUUCCCAUUACCUCGGUUUAGAGACUUUAUCCUCGACGUGAAGAAGCUACGAGACAUGAAACCAGAAAGACUGUGCGGCAUCGACAUCUACAAUGGUAUCCUCAUACGUUUCAUCAAGGGCUCAAAGGCUUAUCUCGGCCAGGGAGAGGACUCUGUGGUCAUUGACUUUAACUAUUACCGAGCUGACGAUGUGUUGACCCCGAGGUUAAACCAAGAUGUGAUGGAGGAGAUGGAGCAGAUGGCGUUUUCCAAAUACGGGGCAAAGCCGCAUUGGGGGAAGAAUAGGAAAGUGGGUUUCUUUGGCGUGAAGCAAAAGUAUGGACCUAACUUUGACAAGUUCUUGGAAGUGAAGAACAAGUUAGAUCCUAAGAUGAUGUUUUCUAGUGAAUGGUCAGAUGAGAUUCUUUUUGGGAGAGAAGGUUUGAAGUAUGAUGGAUGUGCGCUUGAAGGGAACUGUGUGUGUUCAGAAGACAGGCAUUGUAGCCCUUCUAAUGGUUACUUUUGUAGACAAGGUCUUGUUUACACACAAGCUAGGGUUUGCAGAUUCUCCUCGGCUAAAGUUUCAAUGGCUUAAUUAAAAACUUGUUGUUUCCGGUGAUUAAAAGAUAAUAAGAAUAAAAAUUCAUUUUCAUUA
Molecule: messenger RNA, 1916 nt
Organism: Brassica oleracea var. oleracea
Lineage: Eukaryota; Viridiplantae; Streptophyta; Magnoliopsida; Brassicales; Brassicaceae
Product: L-gulonolactone oxidase 3
Exons: 4
Coding region: 102-1856 (584 amino acids)
Cellular component (GO): membrane
Molecular function (GO): D-arabinono-1,4-lactone oxidase activity; FAD binding
Source: RefSeq, a predicted model, not a curated record